UUUGGGGGCCACAGAAGCAAGAUACCGAGAAUUUUACCCACCCAAGAAGCUAAAAAGUCCGUUGUCAAAACCUCAUGAAAUGGAUAUCCCUUACAAGCCUUGAAAUCUUCCAUGAAUGAAUGCCAAAACCAUAUCUUUAUCUUCCUCGUCCGAACUUCUAAACGGGCCCAACCUAAGAAACACAUGUUCAGAUGUUCUACUUUCAAUUUAUCCCUUCACAAGCUGAUUCAACCAGGUAAGUGUACAACUCGAAAGCCUGUUGAGUUUCAUCCACUUAUCUAGUUUUUAUGGUUAAAUGGUAGUAUAGUAUCGCAGUUAAUGGGCACAGGGCAGUGUUAGAUUUUAUUUGAUAGAUAGCGCUGCUUGUAGAGGAGACAUGGCUUGUUUUUCUGUUGGUUGCAGUCAUGGGUACUUUAUUGCCCGAGACAAUUUGGGAUUUUAUGGUGGAAAGACCAUGACUUUGGGGAGAUAUGGAGGUUUCUUUUGUAGUUCAUUUCCCUUUCCUUCUAGGGGGCAUUAUAAGUUUUACAAAUCCCAAAAAGGGUUGCUCCGGAAGGGCAAGUUUAGGUCCUUGGUCAGUGAAAAAGAUGGAGUUUCCCCAUUGGGAUUUUAUAGCUGUUGUAAAUCACAAAGUGGGUUGUCUUUUAAUAAUGAGAUUAAGCCAUUGAGGAGUGGUAACAAUGGAGAUAGACCUGUCUAUGCGGUGAAUAGGAAGAACAGUGAUAAGGUGAGGAGGAGAUUAUCAUUAAGAUUAAGACCGAGGUUGCGGUUAUUGACUAUAAAACUGAGAAGGUUAUCGGUUAGGUCGAUGUUAGAUGAUGUUGGGACGUUUGUGAGGAAAAAUAUAAGAAGAGUGACUUUUUCUGCUGCAAUUUCUGUUGCAUUGGGGCUUUGCUAUCUGUUUUUGAAAGUAACAGCAUUGCCAUCUCCAAAAAUGGUUCCGUAUUCAGAUUUGAUUAUGAGCCUUCAAAAUGGGUCUGUUACCAAGGUUUUGAUCGAAGAGGGUUCUCGUCGGAUAUAUUACAAUACAAACUUGCAGAGUGUUGGAAAUGUUCAAAUGUCUGAUAAAGAAUCAUCAGCAAUGAGUGCUCCAUCCGAAAAUGUGGUCGAUAAAGUUGCAAGCGAUGGUUCAAUGUCUGUCCAAUCGCCAAAUGUGAAUGUGUUAAAGAAAAUUUCAAGGACUAGAGCUUCUGUCCCUGUGUGGCAGUAUUCUGCAAGGAAAAUAGAUCAUGAUGAAAAGUUUCUUCUCAGUUUGAUGAGAGAGAAAGGAACUACAUAUAGCUCAGCCCCUCAAUCUGUUAUGAUGUCAAUUAGGAGUACCUUGAUAACUGUGCUAACUCUGUGGAUUCCUUUGAUACCUUUAAUGUGGCUUCUCUAUCGUCAGCUUUCUGCUGCUAAUAGUCCAGCAAGGAAGCGGCGACCUGACAACGAGAUAGUUGGAUUUGAUGAUGUUGAAGGUGUUGAUGCUGCUAAAGUGGAGCUCAUGGAGAUAGUCUCAUGCCUACAAGGAGCUAUUAACUACCAAAAACUUGGAGCAAAGUUACCCAGAGGUGUGUUACUGGUGGGCCCUCCUGGAACAGGAAAAACAUUAUUGGCCCGUGCAGUUGCUGGAGAAGCAGGUGUUCCAUUUUUCACUGUUUCUGCCAGUGAAUUUGUAGAGAUGUUUGUUGGAAGAGGGGCUGCUCGGAUUAGAGAUCUUUUCAAUGUAGCAAGGAAACAUGCACCUUCUAUCAUAUUCAUUGAUGAACUUGAUGCUGUUGGAGGAAAGCGUGGUAGAAGUUUCAAUGAUGAACGUGACCAAACACUAAACCAGUUGUUGACAGAAAUGGAUGGCUUUGAGACAGACAUGAAAGUAGUUGUUAUAGCAGCAACUAAUCGGCCAGAAGCAUUGGAUCCAGCCCUUUGUCGGCCAGGUCGCUUCUCAAGAAAAGUACUUGUUGGAGAACCAGAUGAAGAAGGAAGGAGAAAGAUCUUGGCUGUACAUUUAAGAGGAGUUCCACUAGACGAAGACAUGUAUCUUAUCUGCGAUCUAGUUGCUUCUCUAACUCCAGGUUUUGUAGGUGCUGAUCUUGCAAAUAUUGUGAAUGAGGCUGCUUUACUUGCUGCUCGUAGAGGUGGUGAUACUGUUAAGAGAGAAGAUGUAAUGGAAGCAAUUGAAAGGGCAAAGUUUGGUAUCAAUUAUAAGCAGUUUAGACCGACUACAAUAAGCAAAGAGCUGGGGAAACUGUUUCCAUGGAUGCCAUCUCUGAUGAGAAAGAAUGAAGCAGGAGAGGAAGGAUUGCAAGGGCCACUAGGAUAUCAAACUCUAAGCUGAAGAGUACGUACAUUUACUGCUUCUGUUGUAAUUUAUCUGGUAAAAGGAAAAAAAAAAAAAAAAUCACUUGGGUUCUACCGAUAUCUGAGAGUAAAAAUUUUUGAUUUAUUAUGAUAUAUCAAACAGAAAUAUUAAAUGAUAGUCAAUUACCAUAAGAACUCCAGAAUUGUCAACAUGUCUCCUGUCAAAGAGAUCUAAGAAUCUGUACUUUGCAGAAAUUAUGUGUUGUUUGGACUCUAUGUCAAACAAAACUCCUGUUAGGAGUCCUACACCCGCUUUUCUCAAGUCUGCCUUAUUACUAUACUGAUUUGAAAGAUGAAGAAAAAAUUCCGGAUUUAUGACCA
Molecule: messenger RNA, 2658 nt
Organism: Ziziphus jujuba (common jujube)
Lineage: Eukaryota; Viridiplantae; Streptophyta; Magnoliopsida; Rosales; Rhamnaceae
Product: probable inactive ATP-dependent zinc metalloprotease FTSHI 3, chloroplastic
Exons: 4
Coding region: 377-2314 (645 amino acids)
Biological process (GO): proteolysis
Cellular component (GO): chloroplast thylakoid; membrane
Molecular function (GO): metalloendopeptidase activity; ATP hydrolysis activity; ATP-dependent peptidase activity
Source: RefSeq, a predicted model, not a curated record